This is a messenger RNA of Lolium rigidum, 1799 nucleotides long. RefSeq names its product ankyrin-3-like. Gene Ontology annotation, molecular function: protein binding. The transcript has 13 exons. The record is from RefSeq and is a predicted model, not a curated record. NCBI's taxonomy places the organism in Eukaryota, Viridiplantae, Streptophyta, Magnoliopsida, Poales, Poaceae. The coding region runs from base 38 to 1621 and encodes 527 amino acids.
CCUUCCAUCUCCAUAACUGUACGGCUCCACCGACGCCAUGGCGCCUCCUCCGCCUGUUCGUCCUGCCACAGUCGGUGGCCCAAUGCUGAACGAAAUCUUCGAGGCGGUUCAUGAAGGCAACCUCCCCCGCUUCAAGGUUCUGGUGAUGCUGCUGGACAUGGGCAGGGGUCGCCUCAGGGAGGCAGUCGAAGCCCUGAGAGUGGAAGAUGAAGGGUUGAUGAAAGGCCUCUGUGCGCUUCACAUCGCCGCCAUCAGAGGGAGGCUGCAGUUCUGCAGCUACCUGGUCGAGGACCUAGGAGUCGAUGCGAAUGUCGCUGAUGAGCAUGGUAGGACACCUUUGUUUUUGACGACCCUCUCUAAGAAUGUCUGCUGUGCCACGUAUCUUCUUGAUCAUGGUGCCAAUCCAAACAAAUCAUGUCAUGACGGGAUUUCACCUCUACAUCAAGCAACUGUAUCAGUCGGUGGCCCAAUGCUGAACGAAAUCUUCGAGGCGGUUCAUGAAGGCAACCUCCCCCGCUUCAAGGUUCUGGUGAUGCUGCUGGACAUGGGCAGGGGUCGCCUCAGGGAGGCAGUCGAAGCCCUGAGAGUGGAAGAUGAAGGGUUGAUGAAAGGCCUCUGUGCGCUUCACAUCGCCGCCAUCAGAGGGAGGCUGCAGUUCUGCAGCUACCUGGUCGAGGACCUAGGAGUCGAUGCGAAUGUCGCUGAUGAGCAUGGUAGGACACCUUUGUUUUUGACGACCCUCUCUAAGAAUGUCUGCUGUGCCACGUAUCUUCUUGAUCAUGGUGCCAAUCCAAACAAAUCAUGUCAUGACGGGAUUUCACCUCUACAUCAAGCAACUGUAUCAGGAGAUUGUAAAAUGGUAAAACUGUUGCUUGCCAAAGGAGCAUACGUUGACCUUGAAGCUCAUUGUGGGACACCACUUCAUGUUGCUGCUACAAAAGAUCAUGAUGGUGCUAUGAAGAUUUUAUUGGACCAUAAUGCUGAUGUCAACAAGAUGGUAAAUGGUAAGACACCUAUGAUUGCUGCUAUUGAUGCUGGCUCAAGGAAAUGUAUACUUCUCUUGUACAAGGCUGGUGCUGAUCGGAAGGAAGCUUUAACAUAUGCUGCUGAACAUCUCCACGCUGAAAACGUUGUUUCAAGUGACUUUGUCAAAUGCAUACUGGACGAUUUUAAUACCAAGCGUAUCAUUCCUGGUGAGCCUGUUGUUAAGCGGGAAACAAGAGAUGGAGGGUUUAAGGCAAUAGCGAAUUACGCUUUCAAGAAUAAGGAUUUUGAAUCUGCAGAACGAUACUACACUUUGAUGAUAGCGCUUGAUCCUGAUGACGCAAUCGCGUUCUCCAACAGGAGUGCUUGUUGGCUUCUCAUGGGUGAUGGAGGGAAAGCUUUGUCUGAUGCUGAUGAGUGCAGGAAAAGGAGGCCUGACUGGCCAAAGGCUUGCUACCGGCAAGGCUCAGCUCUAAUGUUACUAAAGGACUACAAGAGGGCAUAUGAACGAUUUUCUGAUGGACUCGAGAUGGACCCAGAGAACGCUGAGAUGGAGGAUGCCCAAAGGAAAGCUUCGGAGGCCCUGCAGGAAAGCAUCAGAGUCCCUGAAGUUGUCUGGAGGCCCAAGCCUGAAUGACUCCUUGGAUAUGCAACGAAAAGGAGUUCUGAUUCCUAGAAGUUGUGGGCAGUUCAGGACUUGAUUUAUCGAUCUGAAUAUUACCCUUUAAGAAUUGAACCACAUAUGGUUUUAUAAGUACUCGUGUUUCUUCGUGUGACAAUUUAUGCAGUAAUACAUUAUGGAACCCUAUUAUCAA